AUGGCUCACAUAGUUGCUAAAGGUGCUGCUAAUUAUUUAAUUGCAUUGAACCAUAAUGAAGAUGUGCUCUACAGGGUCUGCACGAGAUAUCCAAGCCUUCGAGAAAACAAUGCUUAUAACAUCAAAAACUAUGACUACAUUAUGCAAGUGAUACCGUCAGCAAUCAGGAAAUAUAUAUGUCCAAUAGAGCUGGUGGAAUUAGAUACUGAGAUAUUCAAGAGGUGCUCUAAUGUUCCAAUUAAGGCCUGGGACUCAUCAAGCGUUGCUUGCUUCAAAUUGAAAAAUUUGGUACCCAAGGAUACAAAACCCAUUAAGCUUGACCAUUACACUAAAUUACACAUAGGCAACAAAAAGAUAAUCUGGGAGUUUAAACCAAAGUGGUUGAGCCAGGAUACUGCAUACUGUAGGAAUUGCACACUGAAUAAUCUAAGAGGACAUUCCAUUCCCUAUUGUUAUGCCCAGUUAUUGGAGGAUUCCAAGAUAGCUGAAGUAAUAAAUCUGAUCUUUAAGGACAUUAAUGUACCAGAAGAGUUUUUAAUUGACCUCAAGGCUUAUUUAAGAAGUAACACAAAUGUCCUGAAAAUAAUCUUCAUUGUACAGGAACAAGUUGACAAGAGUUUACAAGCAUCCGCUGCUGGAGAGUCAAUUGACCACUAUAGAUUAUCAAUGACAUUAAAGGAUUUGACCUGUUUCAUCGAAUGGAAACCCGAGUCUCCUAUAGAGGCUAAAAUAGUUGAUCUUGACCAAAAGCCAUCAGAUAAACUCGAUUGCUGGGCUGAACUUAGAAACCAAUUGGAAACAUUUCACGACAAAGUUACGCACUAG
This is a messenger RNA of Eremothecium cymbalariae DBVPG#7215, 825 nucleotides long. RefSeq names its product inositol pentakisphosphate 2-kinase (gene IPK1). NCBI's taxonomy places the organism in Eukaryota, Fungi, Ascomycota, Saccharomycetes, Saccharomycetales, Saccharomycetaceae. Gene Ontology annotation, molecular function: ATP binding; inositol-1,3,4,5,6-pentakisphosphate 2-kinase activity. Gene Ontology annotation, cellular component: nucleus. Gene Ontology annotation, biological process: inositol phosphate biosynthetic process. The transcript has a single exon. Bases 1 to 825 code for a protein of 274 amino acids. The record is from RefSeq and is a predicted model, not a curated record.